CUGGGCACUAGUUCUGUAUCCUUGCUAAUCACAGUGGCAGGGAAAGCAUGGCAACAUGAGCAAUGCUGAGAUAAUCAGUUCUACAAACCUUAUAAUUCUGCUAGAGGAUGAAAUCUUUGCCGAUUUUUUCAACACAUUUCUUUCUCUCCCGGUCUUUGGUCAGACACCAUUUUAUGCUGUUGAAAAUUCACAGUGGAGCUUGUGGCCAGAAAUACCUUAUGACGUGAUUGCAAAGUACAAAGGAUUAUUGACCUGGUUGGAAAAAUACCGGUUACCUUUCUUCUGUAAAGCCAACUUGUGUUUCCAUUACAUUCUCUGUCAGGAGCUCAUCAGUUUCAUUAAGUCCCCAGAAGGAGCCAAGAUGUUGAGAUGGAAAAAAGCAGACCAGUGGCUACUCCAGAAGUGCAUUGGUGGGGUCAGAGGGAUGUGGCGCUUCUGUACCUACCUCAAAGACAGUACAGGUGAAGAGCUGGUGGAUUUCUGGAUCCUUGCUGAGAAGAUCUUGAGCAUAGAUGAGAUGGACCUGGAAAUGAGAGACCACUAUCUGUCCCUCCUCCUUGUGCUGAAGGCUACCCAUUUACAGGAGGGCUCAAGAGUAGUGACUCUCUGCAACAUGAACAUCAAGUCCCUUCUGAACCUAUCCAUCUGGCAUCCCAACCAAUCAACCACCAGGAGGGAGAUUUUGAGCCACAUGCAGAAAGUGGCUCUGUUCAAACUUCAGAGCUAUUGGCUCCCCAACUUUUACACCCAUGCCAGGACGAUUAUGGCCAAAGUGGAAUCAUGCCAAGGUCUGCUGCAGGAAUAUGAGACUCGCUUAUGCAGUGUUUGCUGUACUCACAUAGGAGAACUCCCUCUAAACAUGAGCAUCAAGAAGUGCCACUACCCCCAGAAGAGGUACUCAAGCAAGACAACCAAGAGGAGGAUGUGGCAGUUGACAGACCAUGGCUCUACUCUGGAAAUAGAUACCAAACCAGAAACCAACAUUACGCCCCUCCAGGAGAUGUGUGCUCAAGUUAAGGACACAUACAAAUACAAAUAUACACAAAUGCCCUCCUUGAAAGUGACGUCUUCAAAGGAGAGAAUAAUCAGUUCCCAGGAAAAGGAUAUUCUCUGUGCCGGGAAGUCUAACAUGAAGAAGAAAUCCAAGAGCCACCUCCACAUGGAGGGCCUCUUUGAGACAACGUUCUCUACACACAUGAGGACUGUCACCCCUAGCAUCAAUCACUGCCCCCAGAUGACAAUCAAGAAAGUCAUCAAACAAAGCAUUUCCUUAGGGUACACCCACUGGGCCUUGUGUGCUGAUGAUUGUGCAGGGCGUCCCUUCCGGCACUACCUGAAAAAGCAGAAUUUGAAAGUGGAGAUCCAACUCCUGGACCUCUGGCAGGACCUGCACCAUUUCCUCAGUGUCCUGAUAAGUAACAGGAAGACUGGGAAUACUGUCUUUCAGCACAUGCUGGGCAACAGAAUUUGUGAACUCUACCUGAAUGAACAGAUUGGUCCAUGCCUACCACUAAAAUCCCAAACCAUUGAAGGCCUGAAGGAGAUGCUGCCUUCUGGGGAUGUAAACCCCUGGAUUCCCAGAGCCCAGAGGGAGAUCUGCAAGAUGCUCAGUCCCUGGUAUGAUGAAUUCCUGGAUGAAGAGGACUACUGGUUUCUCAUUUUUACAACUCAGACCAAGUUCAUCAGAGACAAAUGGCAUAAAAAAGGAUCUAUAAGCAAAGAAGAGAAUAUUCUUCUUUAUAAGAGGUGUGAGGAAUCCCUGGAGCUAAGCCAGGGUCUGGCUAACAUGGAGAAAAUGGAUUCUCUGCAGUGGCAAAAGAUAGCUACUGAGGACCUGAGACAAGGCGGGUCUCUCCAGGUAGAACUAAAGUCUCCGGUGCUUCAAGCAGACCUAGAGAAAAUGUCCUUUGGGGAACUCUGCUAUAAGUAUCCAAAGAUGGCCAUACAGAAGAUCAGUGAUGACUAUAAAAUAUAUUGUGAAAAAGCACCUAAAGUAGAUUUCACAGUGGAAAUUAUCAGAGAACCAAGAGUGGUCUCACCCUCACCUAGGAAAACAUCAUUUUACAAAAGGACUGGUGUGAGGAAGCCCUCAUUAAGACCUAGAAACUUGACAGAAGUCCUCCUAAAUUCAAACCACUUGGAAUUCUUCAAGGAGUUCCUCAAAGAACGGAAGGCUGAUAGCCCCUUGAAAUUCCUGAUGGCCAUACAUAAGAUCAGUAUUGAGACAAAUGAAAAAAUUUACAAGUCUCUCUUUGAAAAUAUAAUCAAGACUUUCUUCCAUGGCAAAGUCCCUGCUGAAGUAAUACUGCAGUGUGAUGCCCCUAUUAUACAAGAAAUCUCUCACAUGCGUCAUGUCAGCACAACUACAUUAUUAACGCUACAGGGAUAUGUCAUGAAAUCUCUAGAAGAAAAGUGGUUUAAAGAUUACCAAGAGCUGUUCCCACCUUACCCUCAGGAAGGGCAGCAUAUUGAAGUUCAAACUUCUAGGAAGCCCUCAAAGACAACAACUUACCUACAGGAAUCUCAGAAGAGAGGCUGGCUGAAAAUGAUUAGCUUUAUUAAGAGCUUUUGCAAGUACCGCAGAUUUAUGUCUGAUCCCAGUAAACGCCACGAAUUUGAAGAAUAUCUUCACCUGGAAGUACAAAAUAGCAAGGAAAAUUUCUCCACAUCACCAAAUGUAUCAGGACGACCAACUGCAAAUGUCGCAAACGUCCGGAGUACAGACCUUGAGAAUGAAGAUAUAAUCCUUAUGAAGCGUCGUAUAUUUGGCCACAAGAUUAUUGUUGUCAACUUUGCGAUCAAUGAUUUAUAUUUUUUUUCUGAAAUGGAGAAAUUUAAUAAUUUGGUGAGUUCAGCUCACAUGCUGCAAGUCAACCGGGCAUACAACGAGAAUGACGUGAUGCUAAUGAGGUCCAAACUUAAUAUCAUCCUAAAGCUCUACCUGAAUUCUGAAAUUCCUCCAAGGCUGAGGGUGAACAUCUCUGAAUCCCAGAAGGAUGCUAUCCUUGCUUCCAUUGCAGAGGGCCACCUAGAUCGGAGCAUCUUCCAUGGGACUAUCAUGUCUCUCUUUCCCAUCAUUAUGUACUUCUGGAAAAGGUUUUCUUCCUGGAAGGCAGCCCACUCUUACUUCCAGUACAGGGGGAAGAUAUUUAAGGAUAAAAAAACUUCUCAAAAGCCCGUGCACAAGUAUCCUCCUUUGAGUGGAGGAGAUCACGCCAUUUUAAGAUUCACCUUGCUCAGAGGUAUUGAGUGGUUUUGGCCUCAACAGCAGGAAAUAGUAACAAGUUCAGUCCAAAAUUCUUCAUGUAGCAACCUUACCCCAUCAAGACAUGUGCUCUCCACUGUGCAGCUGUGUCCUGUCACAGGGUAGGCAUGAAUCAGAAGUCCUCUUCUUCAGUUCAGAGCUGCUUUGUCCAAGUGUACAAUGGGAGACAGGGGAGAAACUUUUUGGAAACCCAGCUCCACAUCCUGACAUUCCUCAGCAUGUAGAGCCAAGGUGUUGAGCUUAGUGCUUCCAGAGAGGCCUGUAGUCAAGAUAGUUAGGGAAGGGUUUCUCUGUGGCUGUCUUUGCUCACCUCUAAGUAAUACAGGCACUUUUAGGAAGUUGGAGUCCCUGACCCAUCCUCCAGGAGAGCACUAUUGCUGGGGGAAGAGUGUCCCAGAUGAUCUUUUAUUGCCAGCCUCCCUAAUACUCCAGCCUUUCAAAGUAAGGUACAUAAAAUGGAAAGCAGAGUUGUUCUACUUGGCAGGAUAUUAGCAAUAAAAGCUAUGAAGGACUCGAGCCUGUCAAAAUCGGAUUCAGCCUAACUCACUUCUAUACAAGCACCAAAGUGGAAUUAAUGCUAAGUUAAGGUUCUGAGAGAAUCCCCAGAGAGUCAUGGAAGCCACAACUGAGCCCAAGAGCUGCUUAAAAGUCAAGGUUAUAGAUAGCAGCCUCUGUGAAUGGAAGGUCUGGUUUCCUCACCAGCCAUCCCACCUUCUCAGACCUUCUACAAGUCUGACAGGGACUGGGAGCUGCCCCAGCAUCACUUGCCAGUGCUAGUGCCUGGAAGGCAAGCCAGGUAAUUUGGAGUUCUUUGUACAGAAAGACAAUGCAUAGCUUCACGGGUUGCAUGUUGUUGUGGAGGAAGGUGAGAAUGAGAAUGCAAGGGGCCAUAUCCUGAAGGCAAAGGGUUUUGGUUUUGGCCAUUGCCAUUCCUAAAGAGAAUGAUGGCAACAGACCAGCAGAGAUUACACUAGUGAUCUCAUUGCCAUUCUAAUAACUGGCCACUCUUCUUCUUCCUUCAGACAAAAUUUACCCAGCAACAAAAGGGAGAAAAAGUAGUGAAGUCAGGCUCCCAAAAGAGGCACAUCAUCUCUCAGAAGCCUCCUAACACUGACAGAAAUGAAGUGCCCUGUGUCAUCUUCCCUAGAAAGAUAAAUUGAGUGACAGCCCAAACAUGGCAAGACCAGACUGCAGUGGGUAAGAUGGGGUGCAGAGCAUGACCAGAAGCACCUCUGCCCUCCUUGAAUGGAAGGUCCUGUCAGAGAUGGUCUUUCCACAGUGGGAAUGUAACAGAUCACCCAACUCAUAGGGUCAGGAGACCUGGGCACUUAAUUCACUCUAGAGCUGCAUGGGCUUGAGCAAAUCUCUGACUCAUGGUUGUCAAAGAAUCCCAUGACAAAUGUAUGAAGGUGUCAUUAAACACUCUUAUAAACAAGGUAUUCUUUUUAUCAACAGUGACAGGUGGGAUCUUUUAAUGCUAGUAUCUCCCAUUUGGACAAUGAUUCACAUCCAUUGUAUUAGGAAAUCCUCACAACCCUGUGAGUAACCUUGUUAAAAACUACUUAUUUUUAAACAGACGAAGAAACUCACACACACAGAAGGUAAGUGACUUUCCACAGAUCAGGUAGUAAGUGUAGACCAGGUAGUAAGUGGCAGAGUCUGGACUAGAACGCACCACUUGUGAGCCUUUGGCUAGAUCUCAUUCCAUGGUCACCCUCUAUACAACUUUUCAUGCCCAAAAGGAAUAGUUGUUCACUGGAGUUCUGUUUAUUUGCCAAUUAAUAUGUAAAGAGACUCUGGGAAAUUUUGACCUAGUUAUAGAGUCACUAAGCUCAUUUUUUGUCCUUUGAAGAAAAUCAGGAGUAAAAUGACCAAAUGUCCUAAAUGAGCCCCCAACUUGAGAUAAUCAAGGAAAGAUGGGCUCAACUCUGUGGGUUGUAGAACAAGGAAAGUAGAAGGCUUAUUAGAGAAGCCUCUCCGAUUUCCAGCCAGUUUUCUGCUAUGCUGAUGCCCUUUAUUUCCUAGACUUUCCUCAAAGAUGAAAAAUGUUGUGAUGUUAGGACAGGGCUGACAAACACAUGGAAAUGUGAGAUCAUCUGGAUGGGACUUUGAUUGCAGUAGCCCAGGAAGACUGUAAGUAGAUGUGCCUAGAAAAGGUCUGAAUGCAGAUGAGGUGUGGCCCUCCUCAGGCCACUGGGAGAGGGUCCAGUGAGGCAAGCAUUUAGCCUAAGAAAAUCCCAGAAGAAGGAAGUGAAAAUUUCUUCCCCUAAAGGUUUUAGGGCUCCAAAAUAGAACCUGAGUUAACAGACAGAGCAGAGUGCAUGAAACAGAAUCCCAGCUUUUAAAAAUCCAGCAAGAAACUAAGGCAAGAUGCCAGGAAAAGAAUGGAGAAGAGCCCUAUUAUUGAAAUAGAAGUAGCAGGAAUGGCCUUGGUCAAAGGGGAACAAGACCUUGUACAUGGAAUCAAAGAGGAUGUUAGGCCAACAACAAAGUGAUUGGUGAGGAUCUGGUAAAAUACUGAUUCAGCGUCAUGUGCCUAAAUACCCUCACAUUGUACUAAGCUGGACCUACUGAUUGGCAGUAGGUGAGACCCACUGAAGGAAAAGAGAGAUCACUCAAAGAACUCAUUUGAAACUGUGAUCUUUGCCGAUUUCAUAAUUCUCUCCCUGUGUAUGCUCAUCCAUGGGUAUAUCUUGUGCAGAUAUGCAAGUACACAUAAACAUGUUAUUCAAAAAACUUCACAAUAAUUGAUAGAACCACCCUGAAUAUAAAAAGUAUUUCUCCUCAUUUAUUGAGGCUUGCUGAUUGCCUCCUUUGAUUUCUUAUUCUCUCACUUCAGAUCUAGUAUGUUCUAGCCUCAGAUUUAAGCUAGUAUCACAAGAGCAAUCACCUAGCACGCAAGCAAGUAAUAUAAAUGGGUAAGCAGCCCGUGAGACAUAAUAGGGAAUGGUAGAAACUGAUGAGCUGGUGAAUACAUCUCAAAGGAGACAGUAAUAGCUCUAGCCAGCCAACUCAAUGUGGUCAGAACUUCCUAACUUAGGACAGAGAGAGAGAGAGAGAGAGAGAGAGAGAGAGGAAGGAAGGAAGGAAGGAAAGAGAAAGAAAGAA
Herpailurus yagouaroundi (jaguarundi) is the source of this 6373-nucleotide messenger RNA. It is a transcript of the gene RGSL1, whose product is annotated as regulator of G protein signaling like 1. The coding region runs from base 56 to 3370 and encodes 1104 amino acids. The transcript is spliced from 21 exons. NCBI's taxonomy places the organism in Eukaryota, Metazoa, Chordata, Mammalia, Carnivora, Felidae. The record is from RefSeq and is a predicted model, not a curated record.